AUGUCUGACAACCACAUUAAGACAAUUUUUCAAGUGCAUGGAGGGAAAUCAACGCAAUCGAGAGCAGAAGUCGGCAAGAAACCCGGUGGAGCCAAUAUCACACGAAAGCUAUUUCCUGCUAAUUGGUACAGAGGAAAGAAACCAGAAAAGGAACCACAGCAAGAACAUUAUAUCAUUAAUAUUCCUGCAGGCAAUCAGCGCUUGCGUGCAGGAGUUUGCACAUUUUCUCUAAACGAAUUGGAGAUUGCAACAGAUUACUUUGCAGACAGAAAUAUCAUUUUAAGAGAUGAUUCUGAUGAUUGUAAUUAUUUUUCAAAAUCCUACAAAGGCCGGUUAAAAGAUGGCCUUUUAGUGGCUGUUAAAUUAUAUAGACAUUUACGAGAGCAUUUCAAAACAGGAGUUGAAACGAUGAGCAUUGCUAACGUGCAUCCAAAUUUACUCCGAUUAAUUGGCGUUUGCGUUACGCAACUAGAGAGCAUGCUCGUUUAUCCCUAUAUGGCCAACGGAAGUGUUGCAUCACGCUUAAGAGAUCGAUCGGAGUCGCAACCUCCACUUGAUUGGCAAGUAAGAAAACAGAUAGCAUUGGGGGCGGCUAGGGGUCUAGCCUAUUUGCACGAUGGCUGUGAACGGAAAAUCAUUCAUCGCAAUGUGAAAGCUGCAAAUAUAUAUUUGAACGAGGACUUUGAAGCAAUUAUUGGUAACUUUGAGUUGGCCAUACACAUGGACCACGGUGUAACUCAUGUGGAAGAAAAAUAUUUAUGUGGCACAAUUGGGCAGAGAGCUUAUGAUCGUGCUAGGUUUGAUAAUUACGAAGAUGGGAUAUUACUUGAUUGGGUAAAGACAUAUGUAAAUUACGAGAAGAAAUGGGAGAGGAUUGUUGAUCCUGAUAUUGGAGGUAAUAAUUAUUACGUUGAAGAAGAGGUGGAGCAAUUGAUUCGAAUAGCUCUGCGCUGCACACAGAAUAAGCCGGAGAGACGACCCGAUAUGUCGGAAAUUGUGAGGAUAAUGCUACCACAUGGAGAUGGCUUAUCAUUAGCUCAAAGGUGGGAAGAGUUUUGUGAUGAAGAAAUAAUACCAGAUAGCCCAAGGCAAUCAGAUGAACUAUCCAGCCCUAGAUGA
Molecule: messenger RNA, 1119 nt
Organism: Erythranthe guttata (spotted monkey flower)
Lineage: Eukaryota; Viridiplantae; Streptophyta; Magnoliopsida; Lamiales; Phrymaceae
Source: RefSeq, a predicted model, not a curated record